This is a messenger RNA of Asparagus officinalis (garden asparagus), 828 nucleotides long. RefSeq lists its product as uncharacterized. The record is from RefSeq and is a predicted model, not a curated record. The transcript has 3 exons. Bases 124 to 828 code for a protein of 234 amino acids. Lineage: Eukaryota; Viridiplantae; Streptophyta; Magnoliopsida; Asparagales; Asparagaceae.
CCACCCCCAGUGACUCAAGAGGGGAAUUCUUCUCGUCUUCAUAUUCUGGCGAGGGAGUUGUUAUCUGAUGAUGAUCCUGAGAAGAUUGUCAUCUGUAUAGAAGUCCGCUCCUUCUUCUCUUUCAUGAAUGCUAUGAUUGGCAAGCUUUUCCAUGGUGGACUUUCUCUUCGCCAAUUCAAGCCUUUCCUUGAUUCUAAAGUCAAUUUGAUAAGGGAAGCGGGACAUCCAGAUUUGGCACAGGCUAUAGUUGAUGACCUUGAUUGCCUAGAGCAUGAGCUUCAGAUGUUUCGUGAGCUCCGAGAUGCAGGUGCCUCCUCAUUUAUUGCUGCCGAGCUGGACACCCGCUUACAGUCGUCACGCGAGACUCGGAUUUUUGCUGAGCUCGAGAUUCAGAUGCAGCGGGGCCGAGUAGAUCGAGUUAAGACGAGCCUUGCUACUAGAUUAUCUUCGCUUGCCGACCUUGAUCUUUCUAUUACCUCUUGUGCGACCGAGAUAGACCAGCUCAGAAGAACACUCCGUGAAAAAGAGGAGAAUUUGGAUAUUCUUCAGAUGACGAAAGCACAGGAUCAGCAAACCCACACUGCUUUAUCUGAUGAGUUGAGAUCCCUGGAGCAGAAGCUAGCCGAGACAGAAGAGAUCGCUGCGAGGACUUCAGCCGCCACCGAGGAGCCCUCUCUAGAUGAAGAUGAUACACAUCUGGUCACUCUCACUGACUUAGAAGAGGAGAGGACUGCUUUUGUCGCUGACCAAGAAGCAAAUCCCAGAUUAGGCACUAGGUCGGGGAAGACAUACUUGAAGAAGUAUGAUCAAACUGCUCAAGAAGCAUGA